UCAUUACAAUUUUCCUUUUUUUUUUUUCUUUCUUUCUUUCUACCAGCCAUCCAUAAACACCAUACAUAACUAUUCAUUUCACAUUUGCUUUCCCUUUACUGUUUCUCUCUCUCUCUCUGUCUCUGCUUUCCUUCAUUGCAAACCAAGCUUCCUUUCCAGCUUGGUCUGGUCCUGCCCUCAGACACAACACAGUACCCACCAACCGUUUUUACCACAUUUACUCUUUCUCUUCUCUAAUUAGUAAAAUACAACCAUUCUCUCUCUGCCUCUCUAUUUUUCCCAUCAAAAUAAGAUUUUUGUCUGGCAUUCCCUUCCAUUUUCUCUUAUAUUAAUAUUUUUUACAUUUUAUUUUUUUGUUUAAGUGUGGCCCACUUGUUACCUACUGUUGUGCCACUACAUCUUUUGCAGCAUCUGGAUUUUGCUGUAGGGUAUGUGUGUUGCUCAUCCUCCGGUAAUCUUUGCACAUUAAGUCUCUCGUCGGUUCAAAAUGAGGCGUGAAACCUGUUGCUUCUUUGGGUAGAGGAUUCAGGAGUCUAGCUACCUUGGAUCACCACAAAGUAUGUUCAGAUGUGUGUUUCGAAGUCUUGAGUAAGAGGAGUACUUAACUUGAAUCCUGUACUUGAGUGGGAAUGUCUUGGUUCUACCAGCUGAAGAACUUGUGGGGAUGAUAUUGAUUGACUCGGUGCAACCAAUUAUGUCAUCCAACAGUUCUUUGAAUAUGGAAUUGUCAAAGAAGACGUCAUUUUUGGGUUUGAAACGAUGGGUUUUGAUUGGGAUAGGUGUCGGUGCAUUUAUAGUGCUGAUUUUGUGUAUAUUAUCGAUAUGGGCGAUGUUUCGGAGAAAGUCUAGGAGAUCUCUGGACAAGUAUUCUGUAUCCCAAAUACCAAAUUUCUCAAAAGAUAUCGAUGUUGACAAGGUUGGGGUGCAGAGUUCUCAUGUUCAACCAGAAAAUGUGGUUAUUCCUGUUCAUGACAAGGCAAGUGACAAGAAUUCAGAUAAUGUAUCAGUUCAUUUGGGAAAUAGCAAAUCUGGUGAUCCUGAUAAUAUCAGUCAGUGCAGCUCAAUUUAUCAUCAUGAGAGAGGAUUGAGUUCAAUGUCCGCCGAAGAAGGAAGCUCUGGGAAUGUUAAGAAGCAAUCUACGUUGUCACAUGGAGGGCUGGCCACUGCCUCUCCUUUAGUUGGCUUGCCAGAAUUUUCUCAUCUUGGGUGGGGCCACUGGUUUACACUUAGAGAUCUGGAAAUGGCAACCAAUCAUUUCUCAAGCGAGAACAUCAUUGGCGAGGGUGGAUAUGGGAUUGUUUACAGGGGCAGACUGGUUAAUGGAACCGAGGUGGCAGUGAAGAAGCUUCUUAACAACUUGGGCCAAGCUGAGAAAGAAUUCAGGGUUGAAGUGGAGGCUAUAGGCCAUGUUAGACAUAAGCAUCUUGUACGCCUUCUUGGAUAUUGUGUAGAAGGAGUUCACAGGCUGCUUGUGUAUGAAUAUGUGAACAAUGGUAACUUAGAACAAUGGUUACAUGGAGACAUGCAUCAAUAUGGAACACUUACCUGGGAGGCCCGCAUGAAAGUUAUACUUGGCACUGCCAAAGCGCUUGCUUAUUUACAUGAAGCAAUAGAACCAAAAGUUAUUCACCGGGAUAUAAAGUCUAGCAACAUAUUGAUUGAUGAUGAAUUCAAUGCAAAGGUUUCUGAUUUUGGUUUGGCCAAACUUUUGGAUUCAGGCGAAAGUCACAUAACCACUAGAGUAAUGGGAACGUUUGGUUAUGUGGCACCAGAAUAUGCUAACAGCGGUUUGUUAAAUGAGAAGAGUGACAUUUACAGCUUUGGUGUCCUCUUGCUGGAAGCAGUUACUGGAAGGGACCCUGUAGACUAUGCGCGUCCUGCUAAUGAGGUUAAUCUAGUUGAAUGGCUCAAAACGAUGGUGGGGACACGGAGAGCUGAAGAAGUAGUGGACUCAAGCCUUCAAGUUAAACCACCACUGCGUGCUUUGAAGCGCACUCUUUUGGUUGCACUUAGGUGCAUAGAUCCUGAUGCUGACAAGAGGCCCAAAAUGAGUCAAGUUGUGAGGAUGCUUGAAGCUGACGAAUAUCCACUUCGAGAGGAUAGAAGGAAAAGAAAGAGUGGCACUGCCAGCAUGGAAAUUGAAACCGUGAAGGAUAUUUCUGGUCCAUCUGAUGCUGAAAAGAUGGGAAUUUCUGAAAGCCACGUUGAAGAAUAGGAUUGACAACCCCAUGACUUAGCCUGCAAGUACAAUUCCCGUUAUACACACGUUAUAUAUAUAGUAACUUAUCUAUACCAUAUUGAAAUAUCUCCAACUUUGUGACCUUAAGAAAAUUUUGUUUCAUCUGAGGAUAGAAUCAGAUCAGAGUGAGCUUUUGUUUUGUUUUGUUUUUGUUUUUAAUUGAAUGGUUGCCAUUGAAGAUAUGAUACACUAGCUAGCCUUGCAAAGAGGGUAGAAUCAGUAUGGGUGGUGUGAGUAUUAGUGUUGUACAGAUGCUUUGGGGCCUAUCCUUCUUACAUGAUUGUUGAUUUUCUUUCUUAA
Molecule: messenger RNA, 2539 nt
Organism: Glycine soja
Lineage: Eukaryota; Viridiplantae; Streptophyta; Magnoliopsida; Fabales; Fabaceae
Product: probable receptor-like protein kinase At2g42960
Exons: 8
Coding region: 665-2215 (516 amino acids)
Biological process (GO): protein phosphorylation
Molecular function (GO): ATP binding; protein kinase activity
Source: RefSeq, a predicted model, not a curated record